GAACCGUAUUUACCUUUGGAACAAAAAGUAUUUUCAAGUAGUGAAGCAAAAGAUAAUCAUUCUAAAAUGAUUGAAGAUGAUAAUGAUCCAGUCUAUGUGCUUCCAGAAAAAUCUUCUGCAAUACUUCUGGGAAAGCUUCUACCGUCAGACUGCCGCGAAAAAGCGGAAAAUGAUUCUGCCGUGAUAAGUGAGGUGUUGGAGAAAAUUAUUAAUUAUGCGGAGAAGAUAUGCCCUUUCAACUAUCAUGACAUAGAAAAUUCCGAUUUUUCUGACUGGGAUCAAAAUUAUGUUCCUACUGAUGACAAUGCUGAAUCAGCGGAUGAAGCACAACAUGUAAAUAAUAAUAAACCAAAACUAAAGCGAAAAUGGCAGUAAAGAACAAGGUGUGUAAAAAAACGCUUAAGAAAAGAAAAUGAGUGGAAGGAUAAUGAGGCUAAAAAAGAACUUAAUCUGAG
Acanthoscelides obtectus is the source of this 455-nucleotide messenger RNA. The record is from the annotation of a GenBank genome assembly. NCBI's taxonomy places the organism in Eukaryota, Metazoa, Arthropoda, Insecta, Coleoptera, Chrysomelidae.